This is a messenger RNA of Humulus lupulus (European hop), 823 nucleotides long. Its product is annotated as cold-regulated 413 plasma membrane protein 4-like. Gene Ontology annotation, cellular component: membrane. The record is from RefSeq and is a predicted model, not a curated record. NCBI's taxonomy places the organism in Eukaryota, Viridiplantae, Streptophyta, Magnoliopsida, Rosales, Cannabaceae. The coding region runs from base 132 to 647 and encodes 171 amino acids. The transcript has 4 exons.
AGUCAAGGAAAAAUAUAAAAUUAAAAGAAAAAGAGAAAGUGCUAGCGUGAGUGAGUGGAAGCCUGGAAGAAGUCGUGUUCAUGGAUGGAGUGUACAGAAUUUGGUGAAAGGGAAACUAGAGAUUGGGAAAUAUGGAAAUGGGGUAUACUGAUUUGGUCUCAUAUUUAUCUGAUUCUUCAAAAGGAUUCAGCUCCGGCCAUAGCCGAACCACCUUUCAAUGGGGUGGAACCCUCUGUGCCUUAUUAUUGUUGAUCUUAAAUCGAACAAGGGAGCGCAGAUCAUCUUUACAAACUACUCUUAUAGUGUUUUAUCUCUUGACAAGUUUGCCAAACGGGCUCUUCAAUAUUUUUAGAGGAGGAUUUGGUUACUGGGUUUCCUUUCUUGCUAUUGCAGCUCACCUCUUCUUCCCAACGAUAAUUCCAGUUUCCCGUUUCAUUCUCUUUGUCAUAACACCUGAUUAUGUAGCCAAGGGACUGCGCGAAACCUCUGCUGGGAGCAUAUUUUGUCUCAUCAUCGGUAUCUUACUUGUUCUAACAACAUUCAAGGGUGGUAGAGAACUUGAUUUCUGUGAAAACCGCUGUCAUUGCUUUUGUUAUGUUUGUUGUUUGGCAUUGCUCCUUUUGUUUACCAUACUUCUAUGGAAUUAGAAUAAAGGAGUUUCACUGGAUUAUGCUCAUGUACAUUCCUUUUUCCAGCUUUUUUCAUUCUUGCUUGUGCUGAAAACUAUGUUGAGAAUAAACUUUCUCAACCAGUUGAUUUCCUUUUGAUGAGAUUGAGAAAUGUAGUCUUUAUUGUCUCAAAAGCAGUUGUGCUCGCCAGUCUA